CUCAGGAACUCCAUCAACCUGACGGACGGCACCUUCACCUUCCACCUCGACCUCAGUGUCUACAACGCCCUCUUCCCGCAUCUGCAGCGCUACCGAUGCAGAGAAGUGAUUUCCGAGGAGAGCUGGUGCCAGGGGGCCCAGGGCACACCGCUCCUUCUCUUGGCAGUCAAGUCCCACCCGACGUCAAGCCAGAGGAGGGCCGUCCUGCGCCGCACCUGGGCCCACCGGAGGGAGGUGGGGGGCUUCCAGCUCCAGCCCAUUUUCCUGAUGGCCACGACCUCCGACGACAGGCAUGCCAGCCUGGUGCAUCGGGAGAGCCACGAAUUCCGGGAUGUCUUGAUGUGGGACUUUGCAGAGUCGCAUCACAACCUGUCCCUCAAGGAACGCUGCUUCCUGCAGUGGCUCCACAACAACUGCCAGACAGCGGCCUACAUCUUCAAAGGCUUCUGCACCUGACACUCGGAAGGAGUCACAAGCUUUGGGUCCUGGCAGCGGUUCUCAUCGCCGUUAUUCUGUAUACUAGCUUCAACCGUUGGCAACACUUUUUCCUCUAUCGCAGAUCCAUCCCCCUGAUAUUGGGUGCUUGCACCUUCCACCUCGACCUCAGUGUCUACAACGCCCUCUUCCCGCAUCUGCAGCGCUACCAAUGCAGAGAAGUGAUUUCCCAGGAGAGCUGGUGCCAGGGGGCCCAGGGCACACCGCUCCUCCUCUUGGCAGUCAAGUCCCACCCAACAUCAAGCCAGAGGAGGGCCGUCCUGCGCCGCACCUGGGCCCACCGGAGGGAGGUGGGGGGCUUCCAGCUCCAGCCCAUUUUCCUGAUGGCCACGACCUCCGACGAGAGUCAUGCCAGCCUGGUGCAUCGGGAGAGCCACGAAUUCCGGGAUGUCUUGAUGUGGGACUUUGCAGAGUCGCAUCACAACCUGUCCCUCAAGGAACGCUGCUUUCUCCAGUGGCUCCACAACAACUGCCAGACAGCGGCCUACAUCUUCAAAGGGACCGACGACAUCUUUGUGAACCCAGAGGCCCUGAUGGAUUACCUCAGCAACCUCCCCAAAGCCUCCCUCGUGAUCCACGGCAACCUGCAGAACGAGGUGGCUGUAAUGAGGGAAGGGAAGUAUGCCACCCCCUACCUCCUCUACCCACUGGCCCACUACCCGCCCUUUGUCUCUGGAGGGACAGUUGUGUCAGGACACUCCAUCCCAGCACUCUACAAGGCAUCACUUCGCCUUCCCGUCUUCCCUCUCCACGAGGUGUAUUUUGGACUCUUGGCUUUGGCGGCCGACAUCAGCAUCCGGCACGACGGACGCUUCAGAGUGUGGGGGCCUCCGAAGGAUGAACCCAGAGCGUACCAGGAGUCCUUCACUGUGCACAGGGUCUCGAUGGAGAGGAUGGAGGAAGUAUGGAAGGUGCUUUGGGGCCUCCGCUGAACAAAACAUGAACCCACGAAGUGGAUGGAGUCAGCACGGAAUUAGGUAGACACACACACACACACACUUGUUUGUGGUUUGGUUGACGUGUCCAUCGUUCCCUCUGAAGCUCCUGGCUCGUCCCAGGCAGGGGCCGGCCAAUUUAACGGCUUUUUGUUUGGACAUCCUUAAUCUUUAGAAUGGCCUUUACCAACCUGGUGCCCUCCAGAUGUUUUAGACCACCACUCCCCGCACAUGCUAAAAGUGUGUAGCCCAAAACAUCUGCAGAGUACCGGGUUGGCAAAGGCUGCUUUAGAAAAAAUGUCUCUGUUGGUAGUUCUGGAAUAGCUGAGUUUUUUCUUUUGCUCCUCAAAGCAAAGGAUCUCACACAGAGCAGGUAGAAGAGAGUCUGCAGAACCCUGAAGGUCCUCUGGUGUGACCUCCCUGCUCCCUGCUUGGGAUGGCUCCAAGCCUACACAAGCCUGCCUUUUUUGCUCAGUCCCUUGACAAGAGUUACACUUGUAAAAUGCUCCCCCGUCACAGAGAGGGACAGCACAUACACGUAUGUACACAAGGAGAUGUGCGGAAACUAUGGCCCUCCAGCUGCAGAACUACAACUCCCAUCAUCCCUAGCUGGAGCUGAUGGGAGUUGUAGUUCCACAGCAGCUGGUGGGCCAAAAGUCCCCCACACCUGACAUACAGGAAGAAAUGCACCUGAACAACAGCAUCUGUUUGAGAGAGGGUGGCAGAGGAGCGCAUACAAGACAGACAUCCAGCUGUAGAAAUCACAGCUAAGCAUAGGAUGGAUGGCAGGAGGCCCAGGAGUGGGAGCCUGGGUUUCAAACAUUAGAGAUUUGGGGGAGAUAAACCACCACUAGAUAUAUAUAUAGAGAGAGAGAGGGCACACCCAGCUAGGUGCUUCUAGGUGACCUAUCUAAUAAACUCUGUACGUUACCUUCAGCUUUGCUGAAGAGGGAAGCUCUGUUUUGCAGAACUCCAUUCUCCAGGGUUGAAAGAGGUUGAGCAAACCUGUAUGGCACUGAAAAGCCGGCUAGGUGGGGAUGGUAUGCCUAAAAUCAGCUUGGAAAGUCACCAUCUCCUUUCCCUGUGUACCCAAAUAUAUUGCUUAAAAAGCAAUUGCUGUGUUGCCUUUUAAUGGUUUUUUUUAAAAAAAGUUUUUAGAUUGUUGUACAUUGGCCUGAUAUUUUAUGUGGGGGUAGUAGGUAAAUGUUUUUAUAAAUCAAUAAAUGUGUGUUGAGGUGUGGACAGGCCACACAAUGGUGGUAAAACAGUGCAACUGCCCCAAAAUGGAGUUCAGAUGGGAGAGUUUAUUGAAAUCUCAUUGGAAAAGUUAACGUGAAACGCACACACAAUUUCUUUUCUGGGGGUGGGGAAGGGAGAUCACCACACAGGGAGGGUCAAGCAGGAAAAGCAGUAUUUUAUUUUUUUAAAAAAAGCUAGAAGAAAAAGAGGAGCAGAAAAAUUAAACCCAACUUGGCAGGCCUUCUCUCUCGGCUCAAAAGAAAUCAGCGUCUUCCGGGGCAUCCAGGUCCCUGUAUUCCACGAUUGCACGAGGGUCUCCUCGGACCAUCCUGUCAAGAGACGGCGGGUGAGCUGCAGAUGUCUGGGCUUGGCUCUGCUCUCUCCCCUCCCAGGGAACAUGACACCUACCAGGCACUCCCCUCCCUCCCUCCCCAGCAGGUUUACAGCCAAGAUCUACUCUUCUGACUUUCAUUGUAUUUGACACACACACACACACCCCUACCUGUUUCGUGGUUUGUUCAGAUAGCCACCCUGCCCUCUGAAGGUGUCAUAGUUCCCCCUUCCAGCAGCAUAUGGGGCUGGUGGGUAAGGAGGGCCGCCUGCAACAGAUGAAAAGGGGGGGGAUCAUCAGAACGUACACAGUGCCUAUUAUCAGUGUCUCUUGGGAGGGUGCCGGUGGCUUUUGUUCUUGUUAAAUAAAGCAGAGUAAGUCUCAUUAACGAUACAUACAUGAAUU
Rhineura floridana is the source of this 3405-nucleotide messenger RNA. Its product is annotated as N-acetyllactosaminide beta-1,3-N-acetylglucosaminyltransferase 4-like. The coding region runs from base 96 to 1427 and encodes 443 amino acids. Gene Ontology annotation, cellular component: membrane. The record is from RefSeq and is a predicted model, not a curated record. The transcript is spliced from 3 exons. Gene Ontology annotation, molecular function: protein N-acetylglucosaminyltransferase activity. NCBI's taxonomy places the organism in Eukaryota, Metazoa, Chordata, Lepidosauria, Squamata, Rhineuridae.